This is a messenger RNA of Pomacea canaliculata, 1992 nucleotides long. RefSeq lists its product as uncharacterized. The coding region runs from base 235 to 1311 and encodes 358 amino acids. Gene Ontology annotation, cellular component: extracellular region. The record is from RefSeq and is a predicted model, not a curated record. The transcript has 8 exons. Gene Ontology annotation, molecular function: chitin binding. Lineage: Eukaryota; Metazoa; Mollusca; Gastropoda; Architaenioglossa; Ampullariidae.
GCAGCCUGUGGAUGGUGGUAUCUAUUCCUUGGGGCUGAGGAGCUAGAUAUUGGCAGCUGCACCAGAGGAGGAUUUCAUUUGAACCCGAAACUUCUGAACCGUCCAAGACUACCUUCACUUCUUCCAAAGGAGUAACGUUUCAUCAUAAACAGUAAUUCCACGAAGAAGACACUUUUCCAGUGAUCGCUUGAAUACUGUGAUACUUUUUUCCAGCUUUUUGCACGUCUAGACAAGAUGUUUCCUAAUUUUCCUAAAUUGGUGUUGCUAGGAAGCAGCCUGCUUGGCUGUGUUUUUUCUCUUCCUAUGACAAACGACGAAAUCAACAGAGGGAUCAACAUGAAAGAUCUGUGUGAAGCUUGCGACACCUCCACAGGGUCCGGGUACUCGUACCACCCCAACUACUGCCACCUCUUCGUGCACUGCUCCCUGGGGGCCGAGGGCGAGCUGCUCGGCCAGGUCAAGGAGUGCACCCGUGGGCUGCUGUGGUCACAGAAAGUCAAGCAAUGCGUGUGGCCCAUGGAAUCCGACUGUUCAGAAAACCCCUGCGUGAACCAGUCAGUGACCAUUCGAGAUGUUCGCAACUGUAACGGCUACUUCUCGUGUCCGGACGGCAGUCACCUGCAAUACAACUGCUGCCCGGAGGACCAGCAUUAUGAAGCGUCCACUCGACACUGUGUCAAGGACCGUGCGUGCAACGACCCCUGCCUACCUGGCUCGGCCAACGUCACCGCAAAGACUCCAGAAGACUGCAGCCGUUAUACUGUUCCGGAUGACCCGGGUAGCUACCUGUGGUCUGUGGAUGGUCAGAACAUCACCAUGACAUGCGCCACUGGCACCGCCUUCUCGCCAGACUUCUGCAGCUGCACCAAAGUUUCCGGGCCUAUCAAAGAUGAACCGUGCGAGCCCUACAUUCAUUUCCCUUUUGAUGUCAACAUCAAAGACUCCAAAGGCCACACCGCUUCCGGCGGAAAUGCUGACAUUAAAAGAAGCGACACGUCGGCGACAGGUGGCGGCACGGCCCACUUCCGAGGCGACCAGCAAGUGGUGGCCUGGGCCAUGAACAACAUGGAGUUCAGAUCCAACUUCACAUUGUCGUUCCGCUUCAAGUCUCUUCUGCCGGAUUAUCAGUCCGCAGACGACGAACGGUAUGCUUUGGUGGACAACAGUGACUGUGACAAGGAGGCGACGUUCGGGGUGGCGCUGCUGAGGACCUCCCACAAGCAGGGGACAGUUGCACGGAGGGUUCCGCCUAAAGAACGGCAUGGCCUUCACCGCCAGCUCUGGGGAUCUGCAACUCACAGACUGGCAUGACGUGGUGCUGCUGAAGCAGGGCCCGAGGGCAGAGCUGAGAGUGGACGGCAAAGUCCAUCCAAUAGAAGGCGAAGGAACAGAGGCAGACAUCGACCGUGUGGACUGUUCAAUGACCAUUGGCACGGGUACCGGGCUGCAGAACUUCAUCGGGUACAUUGACGAGGUGAGAGAUAAAAGUUACACAUCGGGUACACAUAGGUGAGCCACAGAUGUUACAUAUCGAGUACACAGGCGAGAUUUAUAGUUACAUCUAGUACAUACAGUAUGUACAUUUUUUUCUUUUAUAAAAAUAAAAAAUUGUUAGAUUACAUGUUUUGUUUAAUUAAAAAUGAUAGAUUCUUACAAAGCUUAUUACAAACAAACUAGCUGUAAGAACUGAGAAACAGACAGAACUGAUUAACAAUCUAGAAUAUCAAACCUAUUUGUGUUUUGUUCUCUCGUACUCGCAGGUGAAAUACUACAAAUGUGUGCCAAAAGAAUACUGGUGAGUGGCCAGAGUGAUAUCAAGACAGCUGUACAAGGAGAAGGUUGUUAUUUUACAGACCUGUCAUUGAAAUCUUUGUACAUUGAUGUCUUGUACAUCACUAAUGGCUGACAACAUAGAGACUCCAACACCAGCGUGAGUCGGGUUCAGCCGCCUAUGGUUGUCUUCAGCGCUUUGUAUUAAAAAAUAUGACAAAC